AUGCCCUCUUCACUUUCUCCUAAUAUUAAAAACAAAGGUAAACAGAAAACUCCCCUACCGCUGGUGGAAGAAGGAGGUGGAUCACCAACAUUAAGCAUCUCAAGCUCUGAAGACGAUUUGGUAGUCCAACAGCAGGAUCGGUUCGAGACACAGCGAGAUGAAGACGUCAGUGAUAUAGACGACCUGGCAGACGAGCAAGUAGGUCUGCUGGGUGAGAGGAGUUUGCGCUCGAACAUAGAUACGCUAGUCGUAGAUGAUGGGAAGCGGAGGAAGGGAAGGGUGAAGAUUCUAGGAGUAGAGCUACCCAAACCACUCCUCUACCUCCUGUCCGUUCCCCUAAUUCUCCUCCUCUUCACCCUCUUCUCUCCCAGCUCGUCACCUUACCAUUCCAUACCGAUCCUAUCUAACGGUACACAUCCAUACCACCCCACCGUCCUUUUAAUCUCCCUAGACGGCUUUCGACCUUCGUACCUCACCUCGCACGUUGACCUCCUACCGAACUUAGUGGGUUUGGCACAGAGGAGUGAUGGGAUCAGGGCAGAAUCGAUGAAACCCGUCUUCCCCACAUUGACAUUUCCCAAUCACUGGAGUCUCAUGACGGGUUUGCAUCCAGAAUCACACGGGAUUGUAGCGAAUAAAUUUUGGGAUCCGAUGUUCGUUGGCGAGGCAAUAACUUCUAGAGCAGAUAUGGGUAUAUCGGAUAUCGAACUGAGACAUAUGAGCAAGGAUAGAGACAUAAAUGAUAUAGAUGAUAUAGAUAUGAUGGACGAUAGAAACAGUGAAAAGAUGACAGGUGGUGCCAACGUCAAGAAGGAUGAAAGUGAUGUAGGAUCGCAAUUCGUGUAUACCGAAGAAGAUAAGAGCUGGAAUUCGAAUUGGUGGUGGGGUGAACCCCUUUGGAGUGCUGUGGAGAGGGCUAAGCAGAAAAGUGCUGUCAUCAUGUGGCCAGGCCCUCCGGUAACCUCGAAAGGUAUCUCACCAUCGUAUUUUGUCCCAUACCGACAACUCUCACCUUCCAAUAAAGUCACCCAGAUCUUAUCUUAUCUCGAUCUCGAUAUCAAAGAAAGACCGCAAUUCAUCGCAUCGUACUUCCCGGAGAUUGAUCAAUCGGGACAUCGUGGUGGACCAAACUCGAAGGGUGUGAAUCAUAGUCUUUCGCUAUGUGAUGAGAUGAUCGGAGAACUGCUGCAUGGACUAGAAGUGAGAAAUCUGGAUGAUAUAGUGAAUGUGGUCAUCGUUUCUGACCAUGGCAUGGCGGAGACAAGUAACGACCGGAUAAUCUAUUUGGAUGAUAUCCUAGGUGAACAAGGUGUAGAUGUGAUCGAACAUAAGGACGGUUGGCCUUCAGUCGGUUUGAGGUUCAAGGAAGGUGUCGACACGCAGUAUUACCUUGAUAUCCUGCUUGAAGCUGCUAAAUCUUCGAACGGUACCUUUGCAGUAUACACCCACGAGACCAUGCCUGAAAGAUGGCAUUUCAAUCACGGACACAGAAUCGCCCCUAUCUAUGUCGUUCCUACCAUAGGCUGGGCGAUCACUGAUCAUCACGAACAUGAAGUUUUGUUUCAGGGCGAUUAUCAGCCAAAGGGUAAUCAUGGUUAUGAUAAUUUGUUUCCCGAGAUGCAAGCAAUCUUCUUUGCCAAGGGACCGUUUGUCAAGUCAAUCAAGAAGAAAGCUUCAUCGGAAGUGUAUGAAUCGACUAAGCCGCCUAUAUUGAAGAGUUUCCCAAAUUUGGAGAUAUUUUCGCUUGUCACGAGGUUGAUAGGGUUAUCACCAUCUUUCGAACCUGCCCAUAAUGGCACCAUAGGGUUUUGGGAUAGAUAUUUUGGGUCGUAG
Kwoniella mangroviensis CBS 8507 is the source of this 1833-nucleotide messenger RNA. RefSeq lists its product as uncharacterized. NCBI's taxonomy places the organism in Eukaryota, Fungi, Basidiomycota, Tremellomycetes, Tremellales, Cryptococcaceae. The transcript has 10 exons. The coding region runs from base 1 to 1833 and encodes 610 amino acids. Gene Ontology annotation, biological process: nucleoside triphosphate metabolic process. Gene Ontology annotation, molecular function: ribonucleoside triphosphate phosphatase activity; nucleoside triphosphate diphosphatase activity. The record is from RefSeq and is a predicted model, not a curated record.